This is a messenger RNA of Hippocampus zosterae (dwarf seahorse), 2171 nucleotides long. It is a transcript of the gene bckdha, whose product is annotated as branched chain keto acid dehydrogenase E1 subunit alpha. The record is from RefSeq and is a predicted model, not a curated record. Gene Ontology annotation, biological process: branched-chain amino acid catabolic process. The transcript is spliced from 8 exons. NCBI's taxonomy places the organism in Eukaryota, Metazoa, Chordata, Actinopteri, Syngnathiformes, Syngnathidae. Bases 175 to 1533 code for a protein of 452 amino acids. Gene Ontology annotation, molecular function: oxidoreductase activity, acting on the aldehyde or oxo group of donors, disulfide as acceptor.
UCCGUUGUGGUGCUUGUCUCGAAGUUGUGUAUGUAAUGUUUUCCGUGUACGUGCGAUUUCACAUUGGAAAGUGGUAUUCCUGUGUCGUGAUCGGAUUACUAAAACUAAAUUCCAAAGACAUACAUUAGCCGCUGAACAUUUGUGUCAUUCAAACAUAGUGUGAGGACGGUCUUAAUGGCAGCUGUUAGCACCUUUAGCAAUAUGAACAAAAUGUAUAGAGCAUGUUUCCACGCUAGUCGUCAAGCGGCUGCCCUAAAGGCGUCGAGGCUACUUAACAACAGAACUUUCAGAAUCAACUCCACACACAGACAACAGCCGUUCGACUCAACGCUGGAAAAGCCUCAGUUUCCCGGCGCCUCCGCGGAGUUUGUGGACCAACUGGAGUUUAUAGAGCCCAAUGUAAUCGCAGGCAUCCCGGUGUACCGGGUCAUGGACCGUCAGGGUAACAUCAUCAACCCCUCCCAAGACCCUCAGCUCUCUAAAGAGACGGUUCUGAACUUCUACCACAAAAUGACACUGCUGAACACGAUGGACCGCAUUCUCUAUGAAUCCCAGAGACAGGGAAGGAUUUCUUUCUACAUGACCAACUAUGGCGAGGAGGGCACGCACAUUGGUAGUGCUGCCGCUCUCGAGCCAAACGACCUGGUCUUUGGACAAUACCGAGAAGCUGGCGUGCUGAUGUAUCGCGGCUUCUCCCUGGAUUCAUUCAUGGCUCAGUGCUACGCCAACGCGGACGACCUGGGCAAAGGCCGCCAGAUGCCUGUGCACUACGGCUCACGGGAUCUAAACUUUGUCACCAUCUCCUCACCACUGGCCACGCAGAUCCCGCAAGCGGUCGGAGCCGCAUAUGCCAUGAAGCGUGAAAACAUCAACCGAGCUGUGAUUUGCUAUUUCGGCGAGGGGGCGGCCAGCGAGGGAGACGCCCACGCCGGCUUCAACUUCUCAGCCACACUCGAGUGCCCGCUCAUCUUCUUUUGCCGCAACAACGGCUACGCCAUCUCCACGCCCACCAACGAGCAGUACCGUGGCGACGGCAUUGCUGCUCGCGGUCCGGGCUAUGGCAUGCUGUCCAUCCGCGUGGACGGAAACGAUGUGUUCGCCGUGUACAACGCCACCAAGGAGGCUCGGCGCAGAGCCGUCGCCGAGAACCAGCCCUUCCUUAUUGAGGCCAUGACAUACAGAAUCGGCCACCACAGCACCAGUGACGACAGCUCGGCGUACCGUUCAGUGGACGAGGUCAAUUACUGGGACAAGCAAGACCACCCCAUCUCGCGCCUUCGCCACUACAUGGCGUCGCGGGGAUGGUGGACCGAGGACGACGAACGCGCCUGGCGCAAGCAGUCACGCCAGACCGUCAUGGAGGUGUUCGAACGGGCCGAGAAGCGUCUGAAACCCAACCCUGAGCUGCUCUUCACUGACGUCUACGAGGAAAUGACGCCCGCCCUCACCAAGCAGCGCGAGUCGCUCUUCCGCCACGUGCAGCAAUACAAGGAGCACUACCCCCUCGACCUUUACGACAAAGACUCUCACUGAAUGUUUUUUUUUUCAUGGGUUUUCAAACAGGGGUCCGCAAAAUAAUUGGUAAUAAAUGUCUUGUGUUCCACCUCCCCCAAAAAAGUGCAAAUUGCUAGCCUAAUAGCAUAAUUGUCCAUGUCAAUUUUAAGUUACUAUCACAAAAGAAAUAAAAAUAACAAUAUGCUUGCUAAAAUUGUUUUACUUGUUUCUUUGUUACUGGACACUUUAGCGAAUUUGUUUUUUCCGGUUUUCUUUAAACGGUCAAAUAUGACUUAGGCAACCAUGCUAUUAGGCUAAGGACAAGGGGCACAUAAGCCAAUUAUUUCCCCCUAUAUUUCCUUUGGACCAAUUCCAAGCUCUGAUAACAUUUUGUUGUAUCAUGACAUAAAAAUGACUUUUUGGGCGUAUUACAAGAAUAUAUUUUUUUGGUAUAAUAAGUUGCUUAGAACGUAUUGCCAGCCUAUUUUGUGGUGGGAGGGGUUACAGAAUAAAGGCAUUUAUCUCCAAAAACUAAACUGUGUACAGUAAUGUCAAAAAAGUUUCUUUGAAAUAUAAUUGUCUUCUCUACUCAAACUUUGAAUGUAAUAUAUGAUGACUACCUUGAGAAAAUUCAUCUUUAAUCUGAUUACAGCUUUUUAUCUCGAAAAAUAUAUCUC